AUUAAUUAGCUAUUUUAUUUUUCACUUAAUUCUUUUUCCUUUUGGCAUAUCUGCAUAGCAAUGAGUUGUUGGUAGUUGAGUGUGUCCCAUAUUGCUCAAUAUAUUCUUCCUUGAUUCAGGGAAUAUCUUGAAAUUGUAGUAUCAAAAGAUAUAAAUCUUGGGGCAAUCGACGGUAAACAUGGACAAAUCUUUGGUUUUGGAUAUCGACGUUUCACAUCAAGGUGUGGGCUUAACAAAUCUACACUUCACAACUGCAAAGGGUCGUUCAUUUCGAGAGGGCAGAGUACAGUUAGGUCUUGGCCAAUGUUGAAUCUUCAUCAUCAUUAUGCAACUCAGGCUACUGCAACAGAGAAUAAAUCAAGGAAGAUGCUCUUUUAUUUGGUGGGUUUAGUUUUUGCUAUGGUAGGGGCUAGUUAUGCUGCUGUUCCUCUGUACAGGAGGUUCUGCCAAGCCACGGGAUAUGGAGGUACAAUUCAACGUCGGGAGAGUGUUGAAGAAAAGAUCGCCCGGCAUGAGAAAGAUGGAAGAGUUACUUCCAGGGAGAUUGCUGUGCAAUUCAAUGCUGAUGUAGCAGACGGGAUGCCUUGGAAGUUUAUUCCAACACAGCGCGAGGUAAGAGUAAAACCAGGAGAGAGCGCUCUUGCCUUUUACACUGCUGAAAAUCGAAGCUCGACUCCUAUUACAGGCAUAUCAACAUACAAUGUAACCCCCAUGAAGGCUGCUGUGUAUUUCAAUAAAAUACAGUGUUUUUGCUUUGAGGAACAACGAUUGCUUCCUGGGGAGCAGAUUGAUAUGCCUGUUUUCUUUUACAUUGAUCCCGAGUUUGAAGCCGACCCCAAAAUGGAUGGCAUCAACAAUUUGAUCCUAUCAUACACAUUCUUUAAGGUCUCGGACAAAUAAAAUAGCUGCUUUGCUCUUGUACCUGGGUGUGGUCGCUACCGGAGAUGUAACUACUACAGGAAUAACUUUGUUUUAGUGGCCGACAAGGGAAAGAAUGGUGAAAACAUUAUAUCACCUAUAGUUUGUGUUAUUAUGGGAGCAAAAAGAGCAUUUGAAAUCCUAAUACAAUAAUUUAAAAGAGCACAGAAAAAUAGGAAUGGCUACAUCAAUUGUAACCUUUUCGUUAGCCAUAUUUUGUCUUUCUGUUGUGUUGGACGAUAAAUCUUAUCCACUUCCUUGGUUGUGUAUUAUACUUGUACUAAAACUAAGAUGUAGAUCGUUACUAUAAACUAAAAAUCAAUAUAGAACUCAACUUGAAUACCUUAAUAUUACACAUUUCUUAUAAGCGAUUAUUUCUUCUUUUGUAGUGCCUUUGACUUCGCUGCUUCUUUCUCCUUUGCGUAGUAAUUAUGUGCUCAUAUUCUUCAAUGAAUCUUGAAAGCCAUUUUGGAUUUCUAGUAGAAAUCAUCCGAUGGAAAAACCAAUACAUAGUCCACAUCCAUAGCCCAAAAGGACAACCUUCCAUUCAAUGAGAAAUUGAGAAUAUAUUUCUUGAUCUAGCAAUGAUGGUGUAUAAUUUUUUUCUACUACCCUAUCAUUAAGACAUCUUUUCGUAAAUGGGAAUCCAUGUAAUCCGUCAUUACCUUGAAAUUCGUAUGAAUUCGAUUCAAAGGUA
Messenger RNA from Lycium ferocissimum, 1615 nucleotides. RefSeq names its product cytochrome c oxidase assembly protein COX11, mitochondrial. Gene Ontology annotation, cellular component: mitochondrial inner membrane. Bases 304 to 900 code for a protein of 198 amino acids. Gene Ontology annotation, molecular function: copper ion binding. The record is from RefSeq and is a predicted model, not a curated record. The transcript is spliced from 6 exons. Lineage: Eukaryota; Viridiplantae; Streptophyta; Magnoliopsida; Solanales; Solanaceae.